Molecule: messenger RNA, 5656 nt
Organism: Mya arenaria
Lineage: Eukaryota; Metazoa; Mollusca; Bivalvia; Myida; Myidae
Product: GPI ethanolamine phosphate transferase 1-like
Exons: 28
Coding region: 99-2924 (941 amino acids)
Biological process (GO): GPI anchor biosynthetic process
Cellular component (GO): endoplasmic reticulum membrane
Molecular function (GO): mannose-ethanolamine phosphotransferase activity
Source: RefSeq, a predicted model, not a curated record
GUACACACACGAACAAAUAACAAAUCACCAGUGUACAAGAAACUAAGGACAUACUUCAGUUUUAAUCGGCGAUAUUUUGCGAAAAGCGUAUAAUUAUCAUGAGGACAUGGCAGGUGCUUGUUGUGGGUAUUGUCAUCCACACAAUAUUUUUCUACUCCAUCUUUGACAUCUAUUUCACAUCCCCCGUUGUUCACGGGAUGACCCCCCACCACUCCACAACCCCACCCCUGGCUAAAAGACUGGUGCUAUUCUCUGCUGACGGCCUCAGAGCUGAUAAGAUGUUUGAGCUAGACAAAGAUGGAAACACAAGGAUUCCUUAUCUAAGGAGUAUGAUUGAGAAGUCAGGAUCAUGGGGCGUAUCACACACACGAGUGCCGACUGAGUCUAGGCCAGGUCAUGUGGCUCUCAUUGCAGGCUUCUACGAAGACGUCAGUGCAGUCGCCAAAGGCUGGAAGGAAAACCCAGUAGAGUUUGAUUCCCUGUUUAACGAGAGCCGCUACACUUGGUCCUGGGGAUCGCCCGAUAUUCUCCCCAUGUUCUCUAAAGGUGCAACAGGAGACCAUGUGUUCACGAAAUGCUACCCUGCCCACUUUGAGGAUUUUGCUCGUGCUGACAGUUCCCCGCUUGACACCUGGGUAUUUGACGAGUUUCAGGAGUUUAUGAGGAACAGUAUGAAGGACCCAGAUCUGACAGCUAGACUUAACAAGGAUAAGGUCGUGUUCUUCCUUCACCUGCUUGGCCUGGACACCAACGGACAUUCCAUGAAACCACACUCUGAUGAGUAUCUGGAAAACAUCCGACUGGUGGAUGCAGGGAUACAGCAGGUUGUCGAGACGAUUGAAGAGUUUUAUGAGCAAGAUGGCCGUACUGCCUAUGUUAUGUCGUCUGACCAUGGCAUGACUGACUGGGGUUCUCACGGGGCAGGUCAUCCCAGUGAAACAUUGACCCCACUUGUGGUGUGGGGGUCCGGGGUCAAAGGGGCUCGGAGAAGCGGGGACCAGCACUUCAAAGACAGUUUUUCACAGGAUUGGAAACUGGACCACAUUGAAAGAGUGGAUGUGGAGCAGGGUGACAUUGCCUCGCUAAUGGCUGCUCUGAUAGGUGUUAACUUCCCUAUGAACUCUGUGGGAGUAUUGCCAUACCAAUACCUGGAUGCGAGUUCUGGAGAUUUGGCCGAAAUAAUGUACGCCAACACACGCCAGCUUCUGGAACAGUACAAGGUGAAGAUGGACCUAAAGAAGUCGACCACUCUGUCAGCAGCCUUCAGACCUUUCCCUGAGCUGACUCCGGCAAAACUGAUCGAGAGUCACCGGCACAUUCGUCAGCUGAUCCAGUCAGGUCAUUAUGAGGAGGCUGUUGAGGAUUGUGUGCGUAUCAUGAGAGUUGCUUUGAAGGGUCUCAACUACUACCAGACAUAUGACAGGCUCUUCCUCGGUGUAAGCGUGUGUUGUGGAUUCCUGGGCUGGAUGGCUUACACGCUCAUGCUGGUAUUUGAGCAACAUUCGGGGGUCGUUAAGAGGUCGUCAUGGAAACAAGAGUCACAUGAUGCACUGGUUAUCGUAGUCUUUGGCUGCAUCGGUGUAAUAGUUGCCAUAUUGCUGUAUGUUCAGUCCCUUCCCUGGACUAACUACCUCUACUGCUUGAUACCGGUCACUCUCUGGAUGGCAGUAGUGCUCAGACGUGAUGUUCUAGUGCAAGUAAUAGACUACACGAUCACAAUGAAAAACAGGACGUCCUUUCUUGUUGCUGUUCUAGCCAGUCUUGUGGGACUUGAGAUUCUGGUGAUAGGGUUUUUCUUCCGGGAAAUGUUGUCAGUGGGGCUGGCCUUGAUUGCCAUUCUUCCAUGGAUAUCACUAGACCUGCCCGCACUUCCCGCCAAGGGCCAGUUGCUGGGCUGGUCACUGUGCUGUAUGCUCCUAGCCAUAUUUCCCAUGCUUCCUGUUGUCACUGGAAAACGGUCAACUGAAUAUGUAUUGGCUGGUGGAGCGAUAGUUAUCCUUAUUGGCAUAAUAUCUGGCUUCAGGUCAAAAUCUAGUUCAAGUGACGUAAAACCUGCAAGAAAGAAAGAAGACGACAGUUCAAUGUUACCAUAUGUCCAGCUGAUUGGUGUCCUGGUUGCCACAUAUUUCUCUGUGUGGGAGGUGAACAGUGGCUUAUCUCCAUGGCAACAGGGCAUAAGCUGGCUUCUACUGGGUGUGUCAGUGUUGGAGCCACUGUUGACGUCCAGCCACGUAUCCACCAGACUACAGGCCAUCUUCCUUGCGUUCGCCGCUCCAUACAUUCUCCUUAGUGUCUCCUAUGAGGUUCUGUUCCUAGUGGUUCUUGGGUUGACCAUGCACCAAUGGCUGCAGGUGGAGUUUGGUCUUGUAUCCUGGGCAUCCAAAACACUCACAGGGGUGGAUGUGUAUGAUUUCCAAGAGAGAGCCAACCUUCAUCUACCGGGCCACAUGCAUUCCAGAAACUACCUUGUCAUAUCCGACAUCCAGAGGGCUUUCUACUUUAUUUUCUUUAUCCUGACAUCAUUCUUUGGAGUGGGAAAUAUAGCCAGCAUUAACAGUUUUGACCCCGCAGCAGUGCUGUGUUACAUAUCAGUGUUUUCCCCUUUCACCAUGGGAGCAUUGUUGGUGUUUAAGAUCGUGAUUCCAUUCAUCCUGGUCACUUGCGUGUUACGAGCUGUGCACGUGAUCUCGUGCGUUCCAGUUGACGGCCUCUUUCUCAUCAUCAUGCUCAUGUCCGACUGCAUGGCCUUGCACUUCUUUUUCCUGGUUCAGGACUACGGCAGCUGGCUGGAUAUUGGGACCAGUAUUAGCCACUACGUGAUUGUCAUGUGUAUGAUCAUCUUUACUAUGGUCCUCUUUGGAGUCACCCACUUUCUCACUACAACAAGCCUUCUUUCUCCUAGACGCAAACGCAGAGUGGAGUGAUAGUUGUUAUCACCAUGGUCACCAGUCAACAUUUGUCAUUUGUAAAGGAGACUUUGGAGUCACCCACUUUCUCACUACUACAAGCCUUCUGUCUCCUAGACGCAAACGUAGAGUGGAGUGAUAGUUAUUAUCACCAUGGUCACCAGUAAACAUUUGUCAUUUGAAACAGGAGACUUUGGAGUCACCUACUUUUUUCACUACCGCAAACAUUCUAUCUCCUAGACGCAAACGUAGAGUGGACUGACAGCUGUUAUCAUUAUUGUCACCAGUCAACAUUUGUCAUUUAAAAAGGGAGACUAUGUAGUCACCGACUUUCUAACUACCACAAGCCUAAUGUCUCAUAGACGCAAACGUAGAAUGGAAUGACAGCUGAUAUCAUUAUGGUCAACAGUAAACAUUUGUCAUUUAAAAAAGGAGACUUUGGAGUCACCCACUUCCUCACUUUAGUCUACUAGAAACAUUCUAUUUUCUAGACGCAAAGUACAGUGGAGUGAUAGUUGUAAUCACCAUGGUCACCAAUCAACAUUUGGCAUUUGUAAAGGAGACUGGAGUCAACAUCUUUUCUCAAUACCGCAAACCUCCUAUCUCCUAUAAGCAAACGUUAAGUAGAGGGAAAGCAGUGAUCUUUAUGGUAACCAGGCAACAUUUGUAUAAGAAUUUGAAUAUUUAUCUUCUGUGUUAUUUGUGAUUUGCAUAUUACAUUUGAUGUGAUAUGCACUUGCAGCGUAUUUAUUUUUAAAUCUCUUUAAAAGAAAAUAGAUAAUAUAUAGUAUAUGACGAUGUACAAUUAAGGGGUGCGUCGUGAUGACACACCCGUAAAGCCAUGCCUUAAUUAUAUUUUCCUAUUCAGGCAAAAGUGCUUAGGUUUGCAAGUUAUCAAUGAUGAAACUGUAACUUUAUACAUUAAUAAUAUUAAAAAUAUAAUUAUUGUGAUUUAUUACCUAUUACAACUUAAGUACACUACCAACCACGAGUCUUUUGCAAAAAAAAGAGUUGCCACUGCGGGAGAGAUUGCGUCAACGCGGAAAAUCGCGGCGAUUUAUUCCGCGGUAGUCAACACGUCGAUGCGCGUCAUCGCCGCGUUCAUCUGCUGCUAUCGCGUACGACUUCCGAAAACAUACACGCGGCGAAUUGCCGCGAUACAGCUUACCGCAAUAUGCAGGUAUUUAACAGGUCAAGGUGGUACAAAUAGAAAAAACAACAUGUAAAUUGAACCGUGCUCGCAAAAUGAUUUCAUUCGAUUGCGUGGGUAAACGCUCUCAUCUCCAAAACUUCAUCAUUAUAUCGCCGGUAUAUGGAGUUUUUGUUAAACAAAUAAGUUUUUUUAUAAGUGAAUUGACUCAAUAUAGUAAUUAUUCACAAUCACACAAGUUGAACGAGGGCAUUUGAAAUUUAGAGUUUUAGGAACACAGUGACAAUAGCGUCUGAAUACUAUCACAGUUACAAAGCAUACUUUUCAGGGAUCAAACUACAUUUUGAGUACGAACCAAGAUUUGUAGAUUACGGGUCGAGGUUUUAUUAAUUUAAUUAAAAAAUUAUAUGAAUGGAAUGGGAACAAAGAAAAAGCCGUCAGAGAAUUGACAGCUACCUAAAUUACAGUUAAUUAAAAAUUCGCAACGGCCGCGUAACGCGGUGACUCGACGCGGUGGAAGGCGGGGAAAAUUAUAGGUAUGCACUUGGGCAUGGGCAUUAUGCUUUAGUCUCCGCGUAUAGUGAAAAUUAGUUUAAAAAGAUAACGAUGGCGGUAUGAAAAAAUCGCGACGAUAUGCAAAAAAGCUCGCGUGGUUGGUAGUGUACCUCUUUGCCAUUAUUGUAAUUGAUAACGGCUUGCACCCCGCCCCCGUUGAAGAGAUGUUUUUGUUUGUGAUAUAUUUUGGUUGCACUUUUCAUAUUUGUAAAAUUAGUAUAGAUCUUGGGAAAUUAGUAAGUACGCAAUUAGAAUCAAAUACUGAUAUGAAUAGGUCCUUGUAUUGCUUGGCUGUUCUGUUUUUAGUGUUGUCAUAGCAUUGAUGCCAUUGUACAUUUUUUAACCUAUUCGCCAUACAUGAUACACAUGUUACCAGAGACAAUACGCUCAGGUCAAGCAAGGUCUAUAAAUCUGACUUAUAUAAUUGUAAAGGUAAUGUUGUUUGACUGCAAGUUCCCAAAACUGACACUCAUAGGCGAUCACUUCGCGGCUCUCUUGUAAAGAGACAUGUGCAUUAAAUGUAGAUAUGUAUUUACCGUGUUUUAGUUCAUGCAAUGUUUUAAAGAUGCACUAUUAAUCAAAAAUAAGAUUUAACACAUUUAAUACAAUUGUUUUAAUAUACCAAAAAGGAUGAACAAAUGUCGAAAACAAUAGAUCUUAUGGAGGAUACCUGGUUUGAUUUGAAAGAAAUGUGCAGAAACAAGACCAUAGCAAAUCGCAGUUUAGCAUUCACCAAUCAUUUAAUAUUUUUGCAUUUUCAGUUAUUAAAUAUACGGUUAUAAUUUUGUUAUUUGUAAUUAAUAUUUUCCAUAAAUGCACUAUUUAUUAAGUAUUUGAGGGUGUAUCACUUAAAAAAUAUGUUUUACAUGUGUUAUGUAUUGAUUUUGAAUAGGAGUGUCACUUUAAAAUGGUUAGAAUAAAUCAUGACCUUACAUACUAUAACUAUAGCUUGUAUAAGCCAGAUCAUUUCUUUAUUUGUUUGAUAUGUUUAAUCAUUUAUAUAGGUCAACGCUUACUUUUAAAAUCUAGCUUCUUUUGCUUUUGU